GAGAUGUGGGCUGGCCCUGUGCUAUCCAAGGCUUUCCUCCUCCUCUGAUUCACCUCAGCUGCGGCUGUCGGUCUGUCGGAGCUCAGACUGAGCCUUUCAGCGAGAGUGGAUCACAGACAUGAGCCUGUGUGUCGGGUAACAGUCUCUGGCUUUACACAAAUAUCAGGACUAAUCUCGGAUGAAUCCACUUGCUUCUGAAUGGAGGAUGUAUUCCUGAAACGUGUUAUUUCGGAGCGCGUUUCGUUAUUGCAAGAGUGAUGAAUGAAAAUCAGAGGAAAACACCAGAAAACAAAACCCGACCUCGCCAUGGAUGUGUGAGUGCAGUGAUGCUAUGGAAAAAGCUGUGACUGUAUAAAGUCAGAACAAAUACAACCGAAACAGCGACAAGUUCUGCAGAACACAGCAUUUUACCUUUUACGGAUCAGAUGCUACAGCAGCUGUUAGUUUGCUGAACAAAUUGAUCCUGAGCACUGAGCAGAACCCCUGCACACAGAUCGGAGGAUGAUCCCCGGGGCCCCCAGCACGACCACCACCAUGCUCCCCGCCUCGGAGGCUGCCAAAAUCUACCAGACCAACUACGUCCGGAACUCCCGCGCCAUCGGCGUCCUCUGGGCCAUUUUCACCAUCCUCUUCGCCAUCGUCAACGUGGUGUGCUUCAUCCAGCCGUACUGGAUCGGAGACGGCAUGGACACCCCGCAGCCGGGAUACUUCGGGCUGUUCCACUAUUGCAUCGGAAACGGGCUGUCCCGGGACUUGACCUGUAAGGGCAGCUUCACAGAGUUCAGCAGCAUCCCGUCCGGUGCGUUCAAGGCCGCUUCCUUCUUCAUCGCCAUGUCCAUGGUGCUGGUGCUCUCCUGCAUCGGCUGCUUCACGCUCUUCUUCUUCUGCAGCACCGGCACCGUGUACAAGAUCUGCGGCUGGAUGCAGCUGGCUGCAGGAACAUGUCUGGUUCUGGGCUGCAUGAUCUACCCUGACGGCUGGGACAGCGACGAGGUGAAGCGGAUGUGCGGCGAGCAGACGGACAAGUACACACUGGGGGCCUGCUCGGUGCGCUGGGCCUACAUCCUGGCCAUCAUGGGCAUCAUGGACGCCCUCAUCCUCUCCUUCCUGGCCUUCGUCCUGGGGAACCGCCAGGACGGUCUGUCUGAGGAGCUGCUGGGAGAAAAGAGCGGCAAUAACGCCAUUUAACACCUGGUGAUGAUCAAGCACACAGAGGUCUUGUUACCUAUACGUGAUGAUACUUCAGGAUCCAGCUGCCCUCUCCUGGUCCAACCUGUGGCUGGGAAGCAAAGCUGAUGUAUGGGGAAAGAACAGGUCAACGGUCAGGUCUGUCUGGAAGAGCCCACAUCACUUUUGUGGAGACUAGGAUGCUGGCUGUCUUCUCUGAAAGCCCCCCCCCCUGUAAAAUAACCUUUUCAUUCAUCUCAAACUGCUCCUUUUUUGCAGGAUGAAUUCAUAAAAGACCUUUUUAAAGACUACCUGUGUUGGUACGUCGCUGCAUUAUCUUACCCGGGCUGUUCAGACUGAAUGUUUGUCCGUGUGGAUGAGAGGAAAGCUGGUAGUGAAUGGGUUCAGCUGGAGAAAAAAAUAUUUCAAAGGACAUAUCAGCUCUAGGCCACACACUACUGAGCAACAGCUGCUCAAGUAAAUACAAAUCACAAGAAAUUAUCCAGUCUUUGACGGACACAAAUAAGGACUUAUCAGACUUGAGGUCAGAUGUUUCUUUCUAACAAGACAACAACAUUUCUCCCUGACCUCGACACGGUUUGACCUUUGAGAGCAGAGUGAGGACUGAAGAAGAUGGACUUGAUAAACGGAACAGAAACAACAUUACUGCUUUGUUAAAAAUAAAUGUUUGAUGUGAUCAAUUAAAUGGUAGUAAUUGAAAGUGUUGCUAGUGACAACUUUGCAAAAUGGAUACUAAGUAGAAGUCUAUACUCUGUGUGUAUGUUGACUGUCCCUGUACAUCAUUAUCUUGAUUUGAAAUGUACACUUUGAAUUGUCAAGCUAUUGGUCCAUUAUUAAUGUGUGCCAUACAGUAUCUUGUGAUUUGACAGUAUUGUGGAGUACUACCAGGGCUGAUCUGAACAUAAACUGAAGCUGGAUACGG
Messenger RNA from Eleginops maclovinus (Patagonian blennie), 2110 nucleotides. RefSeq names its product LHFPL tetraspan subfamily member 3 (gene lhfpl3). The coding region runs from base 502 to 1188 and encodes 228 amino acids. The transcript has 4 exons. Gene Ontology annotation, biological process: sensory perception of sound. Lineage: Eukaryota; Metazoa; Chordata; Actinopteri; Perciformes; Eleginopidae. The record is from RefSeq and is a predicted model, not a curated record. Gene Ontology annotation, cellular component: plasma membrane.